Physcomitrium patens is the source of this 3150-nucleotide messenger RNA. Its product is annotated as peptide-N4-(N-acetyl-beta-glucosaminyl)asparagine amidase A. The record is from RefSeq and is a predicted model, not a curated record. Lineage: Eukaryota; Viridiplantae; Streptophyta; Bryopsida; Funariales; Funariaceae.
AACCUCACUAGGCCCCGGUAACCGGGCUUAGGCACCCCAGUGGAUGAUGGCGUCUAACCACUCAAUUAGCAGCAACGAGGGCCGCCGUUGCGAGGUCGCCCCUCGCGCCUCGAGCGACCAGAUUAGACCGCGAGCACCUCGAGCCUUAAUGCGCUGAUCGAAGUCGUGGGCGCGUGGUCUAGGCGGACUCAGUGUUGCGCUAACUAAGAUCACGUUAAUCCGAGUGGUUUAGUCGCUAGUUAAUGAAGAUUUAGUUGUAGGAAACCCGAUUCAGGUGGAGCUGGAAGCGGAGUGCGAGCGAGCGAGUGAGGACAGGGAAAUCGUCGGGUGCGAGACCGACGAGGUAUGAGAAUCCGCGGGCGCUAUGAGGCGCUCCCAGAUGAAGCUGGGGGUGCUGGAUGCGGCUGCCUUACCUUCUGUUUUGUUCUUGUCAGGUGGGCGCUGCAAAAGGUGACACUGCAGUACUCAUCAGCCUGCAGUUGUAGUCGCGGUGAGCUCACAGUGGAAGGUUUAGACGUGGUCGCCUCCCGGGACUUGUGUGCUUUUGCUCAAGAAAGAGGCACGUUUGUGAAGGAUUCGUUUAUAGCGUGCAGGUGAGGUGGUAAAACAGGUCAGCUCUGGUGUAUCGUUUGUCUGUUUCGGUUUUGGUCGAUUUGGAGGGCGAAGUCUUCGGCGGACUCAUUCCUCUUGAUGGCGAUGUCGCGUCCAGCAGAGUCAUCUCGUUGGCCGGUUCAUGUACAGAAGCACACAGAGAGGAGCAGAAGGGGACGAGGAAUUUAGAGUGUGAGAGAAGAAGAGAGAGGGAGGAGAGCGGCACCUGAUGUGUGUGCAGGACAGGAUGUGACUUUCACCCGUGAGUGAUUCAGUACAGCUCAAGGAUCGGUAGGUCAGUGAAUCAAGGCUGCUAGAUUCAGGGGCGGGUAUUUCAAGAGCAUGUCUCCAGGGACUUUUCGCCCGUCCCUUGGCUACACACCUUAUGUAACGCACCUUCCGCGCCUGGAUUGCGACUCCUGCAGUGUUGAGGGAUCAUUUGCGACAGCAGUCAAGUGGGCAGUUGUUCAGCUCUGGAAAGUUCAAGGACGCGGAUUACAGAUUUAACGACGAAAGUGGAACCUAUGAGCAGCCUUCGCAUCCAUGAAAGAAUCAAACUUAACUCCUGCUAGCAUCACAACCUUCGCCUUGGCGUAAACUAGCUGCAGGAAUGGGGACGUCGGAUGUGAACUCUAGAACACUCCGAACCAGACAUUCGCAACCAAGUCUCUUGCUCAUCUGUUUCUUCGUAACAAUCGUCCUCAACAGUUCGGGUGUGUCCUGCGCCAAGUUCUCCAAUGCGGUGGGGCGAACGCCGCGGCACCGCUACUUGAAAGGAGUUCAUGGAGCUUCAAAAAUAUCUCUGCAACCAGACCGUCACUACGAGAAAGGAGAUCAGGAGAGACAGAAGUUGUUCGAGGUGUCGAAGCCGGUGGACAUACCCCAGGGGUCGUGGGAGGUGUGCUCCCAAGUGCUGCUGGAGCACAGAUUCGGAAAUACGAUCAACGACCCGCCGACACUGCACCAGUACACACCCAAGGCGACAUGCGGCAACGGGGGGUGGACCCUGGUGCUGCUGAAAUGGACCGCGACGUGUAGCGGCAGGCAGUUCGACCGAAUCUCUGCAGUGUGGCUUAAUGGGGUGGAAAUUUUCCGGACCUGCACCGCGGAGCCGACGCCGAAUGGGAUCGUGUGGACCGUGGAGAAGGACGUUACGCGAUUUUCGGCUCUCUUUAAGAAGCCACAGAUGCUCGCACUGGAGCUAGCGAAUGUAGUGGACGAGACCUACACGGGGAUCUACAAUGUGACUCUCUCGGCUCAUUUCUACGUCGGCGGGAAGGCGAAGUCUUCCAAGGAGAGCUACGGGGGCGUCGCGGAUGUGAUCCUUCCCUUCGCCGAAGUGUCUCCUCUUAAAGGGGGGCACUGGUUCCAGCUACAGAACGAGAGUGACGUGCAGAGCCGAGAGAUUCAGAUCCCUCGGAAUGCCUACAAGGCGGUGCUUGAGAUCUGCAUCUCCUUUCACGGGGACGAUGAAUUCUGGUAUGCCAACCCGCCUAAUGACUUCCUCUUGUCGAACAACAUCAGCGAUCAAGUUGCAGGAAAUGGCACCUUCCGAGAGGUGCUUGUGUCGAUUGACGGCCUCCUUGCGGGGGUAGUGUAUCCGUUUCCUGUGUUCUACACCGGCGGUGCGGAUCAACACUUCUGGCGGCCCAUCUCUGGCAUCGGAUCCUUCGUCCUGCCCUCAUACGACAUUGAGAUCACGCCAUUCCUCGGCAGGCUCAUCGACGACCGCAACCACUCGUUCAGUGCUACCGUAACGAAUGCGCUACCCUUCUGGCUCAUAAAUGCGAAUCUGCACCUCUGGGUGGACUCAUCAGUGGACUCCACUAGAGGUAAACUGACGGAGCACUCCGCAGGUGCUCUUCAAUCGCAUAUUACGUCCAGGUUCCGUGGUCUGGAUGGGACGUUCCGCACAGAGUCCUCGAGGGCCUUGUCUUACAAAGGCUACCUAGAAUCCUCGUUCGGUAAUCUGACAACCAUCGCUUCAUACUCUUACCGCUUUUCGAAUGAACUCAUAUACACCGACGGAGCCAGCUCCAGUGAGGUUCAUCAGGAGAGUAACACGGAGGAGAAGGUGAUGGUGAAGUCGGACUUUAAGGACCUUGUCUACAAUCAUAGAACUACGAAAUUUCCCCUCAAGUUUUUCUACCGAGAGACGCAGCAUCAAAAUGGGACGCUAUUGGUGAAAGCGGACAUUGAGCAUUCUUGGGACCAGGAUCAGCAGACGCAGUCGGUGAUCGGUGAGGGCGAGAGCUCCUUCAGCACGUUGAAAAACAAGCAACGUUCCAAGGGCGAGCUCGUGAUUCCGCCCAAGGGAGCCAUCACUCGUGGGGUGGCCACCACGAAGCAGAAAUAUGCGUAUGAGAGCACGGAGGGGUGUUACUUCCGGUCGUUGGGGAUCUCCAACUACACAUUUCUAUAUGACACCUCUGAUCGCCGAUGUAGCAUUUCUUCUCAGUAGAUUGAUCAAUUAUUGUAAUUUGUAGGUUUCCAUGCGCCAAUUCAUUGAAAAUAAUCUUGACUCAACACUAAUUCAUUUCGCAACUUCUUUGCAACUAU